This is a messenger RNA of Passer montanus (Eurasian tree sparrow), 3847 nucleotides long. It is a transcript of the gene TMTC4, whose product is annotated as transmembrane O-mannosyltransferase targeting cadherins 4. The record is from RefSeq and is a predicted model, not a curated record. Gene Ontology annotation, biological process: endoplasmic reticulum unfolded protein response; protein O-linked glycosylation via mannose. Gene Ontology annotation, cellular component: endoplasmic reticulum. Gene Ontology annotation, molecular function: mannosyltransferase activity; protein binding. NCBI's taxonomy places the organism in Eukaryota, Metazoa, Chordata, Aves, Passeriformes, Passeridae. The transcript has 18 exons. The coding region runs from base 155 to 2377 and encodes 740 amino acids.
GCCGCGGCCCCUCCCCCGGCGGCCGCUCCGCUCGGGGCUCGCCGGGCGGGAGAGUUUCGCUCCCGGCUGGAGAUGCCGCGCGGGCUCCGCGUCCUCGCAGAUUUUCAACCAACAUAAUGCUGAAGCUCCCAACUUGGAACCAGUAUUUCACAGAAUGGCACAAAUGGAACCUAAUCUGGACCAUGAUGUAUCAUGGUUCCUCCUUCCAUCAUACUGGGCUAAAAUGGUUGUGGCAUUAAUUUCCUUCCUCUGUUUUGCUAACAGCUAUGAUGGAGAUUUUGUCUUUGAUGAUUCUGAAGCCAUCAUCAAUAAUAAGGACCUCAGGGCAGAAACCCCACUUGGUGACCUGUGGUAUCAUGACUUUUGGGGUAGCAAACUCAGCAGCAAUACCAGUCAUAAGUCAUAUCGACCGCUAACUGUCCUAACUUUCAGAAUUAAUUACCUUUUUGCUGGAGGCUUCUACCCAGUUGGUUUCCAUGUCAUCAACAUAAUACUGCAUUGUACUAUCUCAGUGUUGAUGGUUGAUGUGUUCUCCAUAUUAUUGGGUGGAUUGCAAUUCAGCAAUAAAGGAAGACGGCUAAACCUGGCUCCAAAGUCCUCUCUUCUUGCUGCUUUGCUCUUUGCUGUACAUCCAGUGCACACCGAGUGUGUUGCUGGGAUUGUUGGCAGAGCAGACCUACUGUGUGCCCUGUUCUUCUUGUUGUCAUUCCUUGGCUACUGUAAAGCAUUUAAAGAAAAUAAGGAAGGACAUGCGUUUUCUGUAUUCUGGGUGCUGGUGAGUGUUGUCCUAGGUGCAAUAGCCAUGCUGUGCAAAGAACAAGGAAUUACAAUACUGGGUUUGAAUGCAGUGUUUGAUGCACUGGUGAUUAACAAGAUAAAUCUUUUGGAGCUCAUUCGAAAGUUAUUGUAUAAGGACAAGUCAUUGGAGAAUGCUGGGCUGUUAAGGAAGGGGCUGCUCUUCAGGAUAACUCUUUUGAUGUGUGGAGGGGCUGGGAUACUCUAUAUCCGCUGGAGGAUUAUGGGCACAGGGCCACCAGCUUUCACUGAAGUAGACAACCCAGCUUCAUUCGCUGACAGUCUGUUUGUAAGAGCUAUAAACUAUAAUUACUACUAUUCACUGAAUGCAUGGUUGCUGUUGUGUCCCUGGUGGCUGUGUUUUGAUUGGUCAAUGGGCUGCAUACCCCUCAUUAAAUCCGUCAGCGACUGGAGGAUAAUUGCACUAGCAGCACUUUGGUUCUGCCUAAUUGGUCUGAUAUGCCAAGCUCUGUGCUCAGAAGACAGCCAUAAGAGAAGAAUCCUUACACUGGGACUUGGAUUUCUUAUUAUCCCUUUUCUUCCUGCAAGUAAUCUCUUCUUCCGAGUAGGAUUUGUUGUUGCAGAGAGAGUCAUCUACCUCCCCAGUAUUGGAUAUUGUAUUCUCUUUACAUAUGGAUUUAGUCUCUUGAGUAAGCAAGCCAAGAAAAAGAAAAUUCUUGCUGUGGCAGUACUUGGAAUCUUGUUGAUAAAUGUAAUGCGCUGUGCGCUCCGCAGCAGUCAGUGGAGGUCAGAAGAGCAGCUUUUUAGGAGUGCAUUGUCUGUCUGCCCUCUGAAUGCAAAAGUGCACUACAAUGUUGGCAAAAACCUGGCUGACAAAGGAAAUCAAAGUGCUGCAAUCAAAUACUACAGAGAAGCUGUAAGGUUGAAUCCAAAAUAUGUGCAUGCCAUGAACAACCUUGGAAAUAUUCUGAAAGAAAGAAAUGAGCUCCAUGAAGCAGAGGAGUUGCUGUCCUUAGCUGUACAAAUACAACCUGAUUUUGCUGCUGCGUGGAUGAAUCUAGGAAUAGUGCAGAACAGUUUAAGAAGGUUUGAAGAGGCAGAGCAAAGCUACUGGACAGCAAUUAAACACAGAAAAAAAUAUCCAGAUUGUUACUACAAUUUAGGGCGGUUGUACGCAGAUUUGAAUCGCCAUAUAGAUGCAUUGAAUGCAUGGAGGAAUGCUACAGUCCUGAAACCAGAACACAGUUUGGCCUGGAACAAUAUGAUAAUAUUGCUUGAUAACACAGGCAAUCUAGCUCAAGCAGAAGCAGUUGGAAGAGAAGCCCUGGAAUUAAUACCUAAUGAUCAUUCCCUUAUGUUUUCCUUGGCUAAUGUACUGGGGAAAUCACAAAAAUAUAAGGAAUCUGAAGCUUUGUUCCUCAAGGCAAUUAAAGCCAAUCCGAAUGCUGCCAGCUAUCACGGUAAUUUGGCUGUGCUUUAUCAUCGCUGGGGAAACCUUGACUUGGCGAAGAAGCACUAUGAAGUCUCUCUGAAGCUUGAUCCCAUGGCACCGGGAACCAGGGAAAACUACAACCUCUUAAGAAGAAAACUGGAGCAGUUGCAAAAGAAAGGCGGUGCCUGAUGCUCCUUUUCAGGUUGCCCAUGCAUGUUGUUUACAACUGCUGUUACAUGGGUACUUUUGACCAUGUGCAGGCUUCAGUCAUCAUUUCUCAAAAACAACACCACCAGCACCGCACACUUGAAUGUCCAGUUUUGCCCUCCUACAGAUCCUAACAUUUCAGCUUGAGGGAUCGUUUUAUUUUUACUUGAACUGCUUUUAAAGUCCAUUAGAACAUUUUUAUAGGUAUAUGAAAGCAAUGCAGAUGGAAUUUCACAGCAUACGUGUGUAAUUUGAUAUCUUCAUCUGACUUUUUAGUAGCGGGAUGAAUAGCAGGAGGCAGUUUUAUUUCUGAAAGUGAUACUUAAAAGUGCAAUUUCCUGUUUAAAUCCUGAUCUUUUCAAGUAUGAAGAAUAUCUGUCUAUUUCAGUUUUAUUACUGCCUUCCAGUGCCAGUCCUGCAGAGUCAGUGGAAGAAUGAAUUCUCUCCAGCACAUCAGUGUACUCACAUAAUUUGGGUUAAGCCCUUAUGCUCAUUUCUCUCUCCAGCCUGUGAAGUGUCAGACUUGUACAGGAGUAAAUAAGGGCAAGGAUUUGACCAUAAACGUCUGUCAGCCAGUGUACUGCUCAGGUAUGCUUGAGUGUAGAAAAUACUGUUAGAUGAAGAUAGAGAUUUUAGCAAGCAGCUAAUGAAAAGAAGGUGAGGCAACAGAGGAGUCAGGUAGAGUUUCUGUUCUUGCAGGCAGUCUCAUCAACCACAGACAACAUGGACAAGUCAGAAUUGCUUUAGCUCCUGUGGCAGGUCAGUGGUUUAAAUACAGUGCAGUGUCUGUAGGAGCUAAUUGCUGCAUUCCCAGGCAAUUCAGUGCUUUCUGGUUAAGGACAUUACACCUUUCAGCUCCUAUAUUGCUGGGGAAUAAAGAGAGAAUUUCUGUAGAACAGUAACUGUGCAGUAACCUGACCUUGGCUGUUGAUCUGUUACCUGAAAGAACUUGGCUUCACCUUUGUCUCCCAUGGCUCGUGUGUUUGCUGAAGGGGCAGAUAAAUAAGCAUAGCUGUUAAUGCAUAAACUGAGCACAUCAAUGUGGGAUGAUUCAGAGGUGGUUUAUGUUGAUACCAUGUUACCUCUCACAAGGGGCUAUGCUUUAAUACACAUUUGAACUCUGGCUGUCCAGAGUUGUUUGUCAUGUACUAUAUAUUUACAUUCCUGCUUCAGGAAGUAGUCACAUGUCUGUUUAUUUGCUGGUGGUUGGUUUUUCCAGUUUCUUUAGGGUUUUUUGAGAUGUUUAGUUUUGUUUGUUUAAGAUUGGAAGUUUGCUAUUGGAUAUGAAAGUUUGGGAACUUUACCUGUCUUUUCAUAUUCCUUUAUUCUUACCAUCCAUGUCUCCUGGGAGAAACUGAUCAGCACUGUAUGAUCAAAGCUAGCUCGGGUACUACAAGUCAUGCAGACACUUUAGUGCAUUAUUUUUGCCACACCAACUGCAGAACUAGCCAG